UUUAAUUAAAAUCAGCGUUUUGCCUGCAGGCAGGGAUGGCUGAAAUGAAGAACUUCACCUGGGCGGUGGAAGACAUCUUCAAGGACACCUUCCUCAACUACAUGAACGGCUGGAGGAGAAACAUGACGGAGGCAGCAAACAAGCUGCAGGCCGAGGUGGCCGCCGAGAACUUCGACUACGUCAUCCUGUACCUGAUGGUGAUGAUCGGCAUGUUCUCCUUCAUCAUUGUGGCCAUCCUAGUGAGCACCGUGAAGUCCAAGAGGAGGGAGCACUCCAACGACCCCUAUCACCAGUACAUCGUGGAGGACUGGGGGGAGAAGUACAAAAACCAGGUGCUCAACCCGGAAGACCUGAAGUGUGUGAUCCACGAGAAUCUGGGGGCAAGGGAUAAAGCAAGCCCAGAGUCACCCUGAGCCUCAGGGAGCGCCAGCGGUGAGGAAAUCGUGGAGUCACACACAGGGAACCCACUGGAAUUGUAAAGAGCUGGGAAACUGUUCAUGGAAUUAACACACAGGUCGAUGUAUAACGGAGGAAACCAACCCUACUAGUUCCUAUCCACCUUACUGGUUCCCAUCUACCUUACUGGUUCCCAAUCCACCUUACUGGUUCCCAUCCACCUUACUGGUUCCGAUCCCCCUUACUGGUUCCCAAUCCACCUUACUAGUUCCCAUCCACCUCACUGGUUCCCAUCCCCCUUACUGGUUCCCAUCCACCUUACUGGUUCCCAUCCACCUUACUGGUUCCCACCCACCUUACUGGUUCCCAAUCAGUCUUACUGGUUCCCAUCUACCUUAUUAGUUCCCAUCCACCUUACUCGUUCCCAAUCCACCUUACUGGUUCCCA
This is a messenger RNA of Empidonax traillii (willow flycatcher), 843 nucleotides long. RefSeq names its product potassium voltage-gated channel subfamily E regulatory subunit 2 (gene KCNE2). NCBI's taxonomy places the organism in Eukaryota, Metazoa, Chordata, Aves, Passeriformes, Tyrannidae. Gene Ontology annotation, biological process: membrane repolarization during action potential; regulation of heart rate by cardiac conduction; regulation of ventricular cardiac muscle cell membrane repolarization. The record is from RefSeq and is a predicted model, not a curated record. Gene Ontology annotation, molecular function: voltage-gated potassium channel activity involved in ventricular cardiac muscle cell action potential repolarization; transmembrane transporter binding; delayed rectifier potassium channel activity. Gene Ontology annotation, cellular component: membrane. The transcript has a single exon. The coding region runs from base 36 to 413 and encodes 125 amino acids.